Molecule: messenger RNA, 2673 nt
Organism: Puccinia graminis f. sp. tritici CRL 75-36-700-3
Lineage: Eukaryota; Fungi; Basidiomycota; Pucciniomycetes; Pucciniales; Pucciniaceae
Exons: 5
Coding region: 1-2673 (890 amino acids)
Biological process (GO): DNA-templated transcription
Molecular function (GO): zinc ion binding; DNA binding
Source: RefSeq, a predicted model, not a curated record
AUGACAAAAAUAAAUCCCCCUCAAUUGGUGGACUGUCACAUACUAACUCAUCGGAGUUUUCUGAAGAUCAUUCAUCCUCUCAACUGCCUAAUCCAACUCGGACCCACCGCCAUCGCACCCGGCGCGCCAUUUCGUGAGAUCAGUCUGAAAUUAGUGCGCGAGUCAGGGAGUAAAGUACCCCAGACGGCCCGGCCAACUAACCUGGACCGGAUGGUACCCCCAACGGCAGCCGUGUCGACGCCGAACAGUAGUCAGCUCAAUUGUACGCCGGCUCAGCUAGCUGCUGAUUUCGGACACGACAGCUCAUUUAAUUUGACUGAGGAACAGUUCCGUCGGAAUGCGGAUGUGUUCUAUGACCAUAUGGGCUCAUACUUGGGAUGUAUUAGGAAGGAAGAUCUUUUGCAGAGCUUGUCUCAAGGGAAAGCAAGCGAGGCACUCAAGCUGGCCAUCUCGGCCCUUGCCGAAUGCAUUCGACCUUCCUCGACGACGGUCGACUAUGCCGAAAUCUGCUCGCGUCGGGCCAAGCUACUGUGUCUUCCACAUCUCUCCCUACCUAGUCUGGAUACCACGUUCACCUUACUUUUACUGGCCUAUUGCGAGUUUGGACGGGAGAAGGACUCCGGCCUGUGGAUGUGGAGUGGGCUCGCAUUCAGGAUGGCAACAGACCUAGGUCUCCACAAAUCCUCUUCCGCCAUUCAAGAGCCAUCCUCUGUGUCAUCGCCCACGGCUACCUCAUGGGACCAAUCCGAGGCCGGACUCCGGCAGAGAAUCUUUUGGUCUUGUUAUCAUCUCGACCGGUUGAUUUCCAGUGGAACCGGCCGGGUGGCCACCUUACUCGACUCAGAGAUCGAAAUCGAUCUCCCUAGUUUACAAGCCAUUACUUCUGAGGAUCCACUUCAUCACCAUCAACUGCUCCCUAGCCCAUCUCAGGAAGCUCUCUUGUCACCAUUUCACCACUUGACUCAGAUCUUGAUCCUCGUCGGGAAGAUUUCUGACGCGUUCAAUCGUAGUAAACUUGCCUCUCACUCUUCCUCUUCUCCCCCCUCACCUUCUUCCGAGCCGGAAGCUAAAACUUUGGAACACUUUCGGACUGAGCUUCACGAUUUUUAUACUCGCUUGCCACCGGUACUUCACUUUACGGUCGACAUUGCUCGACGACAUAUCAGCGUGAAAAAUGGACCUGCGUUCUUGCUUUUACAUCUUUGGUUUCAUUCCUUGGUUAUCAUCACUCACAACCCUAAUAGUGUAGGCCCUGGCUGGAGCUCACUUGAUGUUGGGCCGAUGGACCCUCUUCUUUUGGAGAUAAGUCAGGGUAGCGUGCGGACGAUCAGUGAUAUGAUUGCAUUUGCGAAUGUGGUUGAUCCGGACAUUGUUCCCAGUUUGCCGUUUGCCAGCCAGCCAAUCUUGAUCGCCGGGCUGGCAAGCAUCCCUAGCCAAAGCAGCCAGCCUCCGAAUCAGAGGCCAAUCCAAGCGGCCGAUUGGCGAGAAUUUGAGAUCUGCUCGGCGGCCUUACAGAAGAUGCAAACGCGCUGGAGGGGCGUCGGUUGGCUGGUCUCCACCCUCCACAGUCGUGCAAGGAACGAGCAAGAUGUCGACCUCUCUUCUUCCGGGGGCGCCGAAGUUAGCACUGCCGAUAAUAGCUUGAUGAAUAAACUUCUCGUUAGAAAGGCCGAGCCUGAGUUGCUCAACCCGAUCUGUUUCUCUCAUUCCAACGAAAGUCAUCAUUUCGUAGGGCUUAGUGCAACCGGAACGUUUCAUGAGCCUGCUAGUGGUCGCUUAUCACUUGUGCACCAACCAGAAAUAUGUUGCUCUAGUAGUGAACCAACAGACUUCACUACGCACAAUGAAGAACAGAAAUGGACAGAAACGGGGGCGAUGGGACAGCCGGUAGUCAAUCAACUGGGGGGCCUCAAGCUGACCGUCAAAACAGAAGGGGAACCAGUCCAGGGUAGUUUGAGCGGAAAGAAGCAUCAAGAGCAUUCGGCGGACUUGGGACCAACGCUGGACUCAACGGACUACAAUCUUCAGCCUUGUCCGGCAAUCAAGCCGAGCCAUCAAGCCGGAGAGAAGUUCAUCGGUGCCGUGGUCGGCAAAGAGGAUGUGCUCAGUCCAGGGCCUCAGGCGUCGUCUGCGUCAUCCUAUUGGGUCACUCAACCGAUCCCUCAGAUCUUUUGGCCCAAUCUGCCUAGUCUCGAAGUGCUCAACCACCACAAGCCCGGCGGUCCUACUUAUACUGGACUGACUGACGAGAAUCAUCAAGUGGAUAAGGAUUCGGCUGUCACCGAUCAACCGAUUACUCUCAGUAAUACUUCUCAGACUGAUGGGGGGUGUGCAAUGAUACGAGUGAAGGAGAUUGAGAAUUUUCAGCAAUCUAACUCAAACGUCCUCAAUCCAUUUAUUCUCCACGCCGACAAUCAUGGUGAUAACCACCAUCAUCAUCAUCAACAUCAACAUCAUCCUCAUCUUCAUCCGCUUCAACAGCAGCAGCAGCAACCACCACCACCUCUAGAACAACAGCAGCAACAACUCCCCGAUCACAUUCUGGGCCUCCCUGAGUUCUUUGAACACCAGUCUCACCCUCAGCAGUCUCCCUCCCCCGUCUUUGCUAAAGAAGUCUGGGAUCAUUUGUUCCGUGGCGAGGUGGGUAUUUGGUCUAGUUUUCAUCACUUCUGA